Linum trigynum is the source of this 369-nucleotide messenger RNA. Lineage: Eukaryota; Viridiplantae; Streptophyta; Magnoliopsida; Malpighiales; Linaceae. The record is from the annotation of a GenBank genome assembly.
AUGAAUUCCAGAAGGGACAUCCGGAACAACAGAACUGCACUUUUUGAUGGAAUUGAGGAGGGUGGUAUCAGGGCUUCUGCUUCUUACUCCCAUGAAAUUGACGAGCAAGAUAAUGAAAGUGCUCUUGAUGGUUUGCAAGACAGAGUCAGUCUCCUGAAGCGGCUAUCUGGUGAUAUAAAUGAAGAGGUGGAAGGCCACAACCGCAUGCUAGACAGAAUGGGCAACGAUAUGGAUUCAUCCCGAGGAGUCCUAUCAGGAACAAUGGACCGUUUCAAGAUGGUGUUUGAAACAAAAUCAAGCAGGAGAAUGCUCACCCUAGUCGCAUCUUUUGUGGCAGUAUUCCUCAUUGUAUACUAUCUUACUAGGUGA